GUAUGUCUAGCUAGGUAGCCAAAUUAGCAGGAAUGUUAAGUUAUCUAGCUACGUUAACGUCAGCUAGCAAACUGAAUGGAUACUGACUGAGCAGGUGCAAUGUGGGCUGUGAAGUCCUUAGCUCGCCAGCCAGUUAUCUCGUAAACCAGUCAGUCACUGCUAGUUAGCUGUCUAGCUGAUUUCGCCGUUGUGCUAACUCUAGUUCUGUUGUUGUCAAUGAAGAUCUGCAACACACUUGACAGAUGGGCGGCCUGGCCAGAUUACGCUGUUCAAUUUGAUUAGGCCCUUCUAGCUACAUCAGUUGGGUCAAGUUAGCUAGCUAGAUUGCUGGGCUAACUACAACAAGCAUGCACUGCAUCGGCUGUACAUGUAGUCCCACUAGUUACAGCCUUGUAAUAAAAUGAUGGCCUCCAAUUUCAUAUCCAAGAAUAGUGCAUGUGAUAGGCUACACACUUAUUAAAAUCAUCAAUGACAUAAUGAAUGGUAAUAACUCAUUAAUGACACCGGUCAAGUACUGUAUCUUCACACGUCUACACUCUUGUCUUCUAUCUCUUUACUAGUGUAUUUCUCCUGUUGGCUUGUCAUGCUUUUGCGCUGAUUAAGUGUCUUAAUUACAUAGUCAGGGCUGUUUUGUUUCCUGACACUGGAGCCAUUUAACUCUACUGGACACCCUUUUGUUUUGGUUAAACAAGUUGAGCUGGUUAGAGCAAAACUGGCCCUAUUUUGUUACAUUGCAUAUACCGAUAUGGGUUGUUCAUUCAUGGUCAUCUCUCUAUGUUGCUGAUCUCAUCUUGCCACAGGACAGCGAGAGAGAAUAGAAAGGAUAGACUGAUUUCCACGGGUGAACACAAGUCCGGACCGGGAAUGACAACUGAAUUGCAUUGCUGAUCCUUGCGUUUCUUUACUUGCAGUUGAUGUGAAAUGUUGAUGUGUGAGAAAAAAUGAAUAAGCACAAAAUGAUUACUGAGAAAGGCGUUCCCAGUAACUCCAGGGUGCUGAUGUUGUUUGGCCAGCUGGAGAAGCUGAACAGGGAGUCCAUGCUGGUGGACCCUGAGAUCGCCAGGCAGAUCACUGCCAAGAUCCUUCACCUCAUACAGACUCAAGAGAAGACACGGAAGGAGAUCGUGUCCAAGGGUUCCAGUGGAAUGGAGGUUAUCCUGGCGACUUUGGAGAACACACAGGAUCUGCAAUCUAUCCUGAACAUUUUGUACAUUCUGAAUGAGCUGUUAACCGUGGGUGGGGGUCGCAGGAUUGGUGUGUUUGUGUCCAAGGGUGGCACAGGCAUCUUGCUGCAGCUGGUCAUCAGUGCCAGUAAAGAGUCUCCCCCUAGUGAGGAGGUCAUGCUGCAGCUCCACUCAGUCCUGGCCAAGGUUGGACCAAAAGACAGGAAGUUUGGUGUGAAAGCCCGUCUGAACGGAGCUCUGAACGUCACUGUGAACCUGCUCAAACAAAACUUGCAGAACUACAAGCUGCUGCUGCCCUGUCUGCUGGUUCUACAGGUCUACUCCUCCAACACUGUGAAUGCUGUGUCCCUGGGGAAGAAUGGAGUGGUGGAGCUCAUGUUCAAAAUCAUUGGACCCUACAGCAAAAAGAACACCAGUCUGCUGAAAGUAUCCCUGGACACACUGGGGGCCUUGCUCAAAUCCAAGACGAACGCCCAGCGGGCGGUGGUCCAUGUGCCCAUCCUGCUGCACAUCUAUCAGGAUUGGCACCGCAACGACACGCGCCACCGCCACAUACUCAUCCGCAAGGGCAUCCUGGGCUGCCUGAAGAACAUCACCAACAUCAAGCUGGGCCGCAAGGCCUUCAUCGACGCUGACGGGAUGAGGAUCCUCUAUAACACCUCCACUGAGUGCCUGCCAGUGAGGACUCUGGACCCUCUGAUCAACACCUCCAGCCUCAUCAUGAGGAAGUGCUUCCCCAAGAACCGCCUCCCUCUGCCCACCAUCAAGAGUGUCUUCCACCACCAGCUGCUUCGUGUACCUGCAGGAGGGCCAGUCGCUCAGCUCUACAACCAGCCACUGGGGAGAGGACCCAUUUACCAGUUCUACACCAAGCCCCCAUGGGUGGAUGAUGUGGUGGACGAGAGCGACAAUAAUGAGGAUGCAGAGGCCGAGAACGACAUGGAGAACGAGGUGGAGGAGAAGGACCACCACGCUGGGAAUGAUGACAUAGAAACGGACAUCAAUAACCUGAGACCCAAAGAGACCCAUAGCAGGCCGUUUGAAGAGCUGAAGAUCUAUGAGAGAUUCUUUAUGGAGCUCUCAGAGGAUUUCCAGGUGUUUAACUUUGACAACCCAAAGAAAGGUGUGACGGCCACCCCAGCAGCUCCCAAGUCUCACCGCCCAAUCAUCGUUCCCACCGCCCAGGCCCUGCCCCCGAAAAACCCCACUGCUGCCCCCCUUCAGGGGGAGUGCCCCCAUCUGGCCCCAGUCCCUGCCCUGGACCUUGACACCAUCAACAUCACCAAGGACCAAGAUGGCUGCGGUGACCACACCCACAGCCAAACCCACCCUGGGGCGGGGCUGGAGCAGGAGCUGGUGCAGGGACUGGAGCGGGUGGCCCUGGAUGGGGCUGGACCUCAGGGUGGAGGAGGAGGGGGCAACAAGCACAAUAGACAGCCCCCAAUACUGGCUGGGGGUGUGGCUGCCCGACUGGGGGGAGAAGGUGAGGAGAUGUUAGCGGAGGACUGGGCUGAGGAGGAGGAGAGCAGCGAGGAGGGAGUGCUGCAUGUGCCAGACACGGCCUUGCUCCUGCCGCUCCACGACCCUGACCUGUACGUGGAGAUGGUGAAGAGCACAAGCUCUGUGCCACAGUUUUCUGAGGUGGCCUACCCAGACUACUUUGGCCACGUGGCGCCCACCUCCCGAGAACACAUCCUGGAGAGGGUCUACGGCGUGCAGAGGACUAAGAUCUUCCAGGACAUUGAGAGGCUGAUCCACCCCAACGACAUCCUGGAUAAGGUGGUCUACGACUUGGACAUACAGAGUUGUCCAGUGGUUGACGGUGGCGAAUCUCUGAAGUUCAACUCUCAGUUUGAGUCUGGCAACCUGAGGAAAGCAGUUCAAAUCAGAAAGUUUGAGUACGACCUGGUCCUAAACUCCGACAUCAACAGUAACCACUACCACCAGUGGUUCUACUUUGAGGUGAGCGGCAUGCGCGUGGGAGCCCCCUAUCGCUUCAACAUCAUCAACUGUGAAAAGUCAAACAGCCAGUUCAACUACGGUAUGCAGGUUCUGAUGUACUCUGUACAGGAGGCCAUUAGCGGCAGGCCCCGUUGGGUUCGCACCGGAACGGACAUAUGUUACUACAAAAACCACUUCUCUAGGAGCUCGAUAGCAGCAGGUGGUCAGAAGGGGAAGUCCUACUACACCAUGACCUUCAGCAUGACCUUCAACCACAAGGACGAUGUCUGCUACUUUGCUUACCACUACCCUUACACCUACUCGACUCUAAAGAUGCACCUGCAGAAGCUGGAGGCUCUGAGAACCCCUCAGACCUACCUGCGCGAAGACGUCCUGUGUGAGACUCUGGGGGGAAAUAGCUGCCCCCUCCUCACCAUCACCGCCAUGCCCGAGUCCACCAGCAACGACCAGAUCUGCCAGUUCAGGAACCGGCCGCUGGUGUUCCUGUCAUCGCGGGUGCACCCAGGGGAGACCAACGCCAGCUGGGUGAUGAAGGGCACCCUGGAGUUCCUGAUGGGUAGCAGCCCCCUGGCACACAGUCUCAGGGAGGCCUACAUCUUCAAGAUCGUCCCCAUGCUCAACCCUGACGGAGUGGUCAAUGGCAAUCACCGUUGUUCUCUGAGCGGGGAGGAUCUGAACCGACAGUGGCAGAACCCCAGUCCUGAGCUGCAUCCUACCAUCUACCACACUAAGAGCCUGCUGCAGUACCUCGCUGCCAUCCAGAGGGCGCCAUUGGUGUUCUGUGACUACCACGGUCACUCCCGGAAGAAGAACGUGUUUAUGUAUGGUUGCAGUUUGAAGGAGACUGUAUGGGAGACCAACAUCAGCGCUACAUCCUGUGAGCUACAUGAAGACCUUGGUUAUAGGACUCUGCCUAAGAUCCUGUCCCAGAUGGCACCGGCCUUCAGCAUGGCCAGCUGUAGCUUUGUGGUGGAGCGCUCCAAGGAGGCCACGGCCCGCGUGGUGGUGUGGAGAGAGAUCGGAGUCCAGCGCAGCUACACCAUGGAAAGCACACUCUGCGGCUGUGACCAGGGCAAAUACAAGGGUCUUCAGAUAGGCACCAGAGAGCUAGAGGAGAUGGGAGCCCAGUUCUGUGUGGCUCUGCUAAGACUGAAGAGACUAACUUCCCCCCUGAAGCUGAGGAACCACGCACACCUUCUGGACGUCGAGAGUGACCUUACGGAGACACGCUGCAAAGGCUCCAGCACCCCUAGUACGUACUUGUUGGAGGAUGAAGAGGCAUCCUUCAUGGAGGAGGUGGACUACAGCGCCGAGAGUGGCGACGAACCCGACAACGACCCCAACACCGCCGACCCCCACGACAACCACCUCUCCGACUCCGAGUCCAACAACCAUAGAGACUCACUCACCUAGCUCAAACCCCCUGAUCACUACCCAACCAGAUAUCCCCAUUUUGCUCUGAAGUUACUUACUCCUCUCCCUCUGGCCUUGGUGCAUCAUGGAUACCACAUCCAUGCUAUAUCUGCCUUGCAUAUCUCAUGCAGAUUUAGAGCGUUAUAGAAUGAAUAGACACGUUAGACAAAUAACACAAGUUAACACAAGGGUUUUGUUGCAAUGUCGCCAUUUGUCAUGAAAAGUGUUACACAAAGAGAAUUUGUCUAUAGGUAAUUCUAUGGUUAGACACAAGUUGAGAUGGAAUGUACACCUUGGUCGUAUUUGCAUAAAUAGUACAGUAUGUCUCAAUUACCUACUAAUAACAGUAGCGCACAAUUGGCAUACCGGAAAGGUAGUAAGCAAAGUAGAACCAUUUGCACAUGUAACACAUCAACAUGCAUACCGUACACAUGAACACACGUACAGGGCAGAAGAAAAGGCACUUUUACAAUCCACCUCACAGUAAAAUGUCAAAAGCUCAGGCCAUAACUGACAUUGAUAACUGACAUUGAUGUUGUGGAUCUGUUUUCUGCUACUGAGAAGUAUAUGUAUUUCUCUAGUCUGCCUGUAAGCUUAGUUGGUUGUCCGUACAAUGCAAUGGUACUGAGUUUUAGGAAGGAUGGUGCUAUCUGGGAGUAGGUUAGACAUUUUAUUUUUUACUUGUAUUUUUUCUAGAUGUAAGUAGCUAUUAGGUUUUGGUUGUGUUUGUACAGUCGGUGCAUGACUAUUUUAAUGUUAUUCUUAUUUAUUUAGUUUUAUUUUAUUUGUGAGACGCACUGUGUGUGUGUUUAGUAGAUGGAAAUGCUAGACCACCAUAGAACUGGGCAGCCAAACGCUCUGUGUUUGUGGGAGUAAAAAAAGAAAACUGACUAAACCUUUUAAUUUGAUUGUAACACAAAUAAGUUGAAGCUUGCAAUGAAAUCAUGGGAAAUAAAUGUGAAUGU
Oncorhynchus kisutch (coho salmon) is the source of this 5524-nucleotide messenger RNA. RefSeq names its product ATP/GTP binding carboxypeptidase 1. The transcript has 26 exons. Lineage: Eukaryota; Metazoa; Chordata; Actinopteri; Salmoniformes; Salmonidae. Gene Ontology annotation, biological process: proteolysis; protein side chain deglutamylation; C-terminal protein deglutamylation. Gene Ontology annotation, molecular function: zinc ion binding; metallocarboxypeptidase activity. The coding region runs from base 942 to 4559 and encodes 1205 amino acids. The record is from RefSeq and is a predicted model, not a curated record.